AAGAAAAUAAAAAACAUUCUACAGACAAAUCAAAGAAGAGUCAUCCACAGGAGACAAUGGAAGUGACCCUGAAAACAGAAGUGGAAGCUGGAGCUAGUGGUUUUAGUGUGAAAGGUGGAGGAAAUGAAGGAAUAUUUAUUAAAAAAGUACUUAAGGAAUCUCCUGCUUCAAAAAUAUUUAGUCUUAGAGAAGGUGAUCAGCUUCUAAGUGCUACAAUAUUUUUUGAUAAUAUCAAAUAUGAAGAUGCACUCAAGAUUCUCCAAUAUUCCGAGCCAUACAGAGUCCAAUUCAGCCUCAAAAGAAAAAUUGCCGUGCAAGAAGAUCUAGAACACUCCACAGCCCAGCACAAAAGGGAAAAGAUAGGCCAGGAAAAAGAAUUCAGUGAGAGCAUUCCUGAAGAAACACUGCAUGUUUCAGGAAAAGCCAUUUCAGAAGAAGACAGGGAAACAUUAAUUGUAAGCCAAAGGGUAGGAAGAAGUAAGAGACCUAAAAAAGAUAGAUUAUCAUGGCCAAAAUUUCAGUCAAUCAAAAAUAAAAAGAUAUUGAGGCACAGAAGAUCUCACAGUACAUCAGAUGCAUAUGAGCCUGCUGUGCAGGAUAUUUCCCCUACAAGCACGGACACAGAGUCUCAAUUUCCACAAGAGGUCCAUACCAAAGAGAAAAAAGGAAGCCAAAGGAAACUGAAGUUCCCUAGCAUUGGAUUCAGAAUGCACAGGUCCAGAGCAGAACCACAAGAAAAGCAAAAAAAAGAAAUAAAAACUACACUGAUCUCUGAAAAAGAAAAAAUAUAUAAAGAUGAUAUAAGCCUGGAAAAUCCCGAAAUCUUAACUGUUGAAUAUACCACAUCUUCUGCUUAUGAAAUGAAAACAGGGGAGGGACAUGAAACUUUAACAAAAGACUUAAAAGAGAUGAAAAAUGGUAUUCCAUCUCAUGUAAAACAAUGCCCUGAAGUUGAAAUAAGCAUUAAAAAAGAAAAAGAUAAGGAAGCAACAUCAAAAUUUAGUGUAACUGAAGUACCAGACAUAACAACAGAGAUAUCAAAGCCCAGUUUAGAAACAGCUGAUCUGAAAGUAAGCCCAACUAAAAAAUCACCACAAGCCUCAUCAAAAUCCCGAAAAAAGAAACAGAAGGGAACAGCAGAUAAAAAAGAUGGAGAAAGUGGAAUUAACAUAGACUUGGUAGGUCACAGUACUAAAGGAUAUGUACAGGUAAAAGGCCUAGAAAUUGGCACUGCUAAAGCAGAAUUACAGACAUCUGACACACUGGAAACAGGAGAAAAACAAGCAGAACAAGACACACAAAUACUAAACAUUCAGAAAAUAAAUUAUGGAAUUUCAGUGCCCAAAGAAAAAGAGACAGACACUGACACUACCAAACAGGGAAGUGACGUUCCACAUUCAGUACCAGAAAAAACAGCUGAUAUGACUUUAGAGGACAGCAGGAAUUUCAAUGUGAAAACUCUUAUGCCAGAUGCAGAAUCAGAUGUGUCUACUUCAAAAAUACAAAUGCCAUCAUUCAAAGUGGUCAAAGCACCUAAAACUGACAUGAAAAUGACAAGAGAAGAAAGCAGAGAGGACACAAAAGAUAGUGUAAAAAAGGAAAGGAUGGAGGAUAAUGGCAUGCCUACAAAUGACAAAGCCUUAAACAUAGAAAUUGGAAUGAAGAGAGGAGAAAAAGAUAUAGACGGGAAAGAAAGCAAAUUCAGACUGCCAAAGUUAAAAUUCCCUACAUUUACCUGGUCAACAACUAAGGAAGAAACAGCCCAACCUGAAGCACAGAUAAGUGAAAAGGAAGUAAAAGUGCAAACACUAGAAAAUGCCGAAGGACUUCAGGUAAAUGGACCACCAGGAGAAAUUAGGACUCCAAGUGCUGAUAUGCAUAUAGGAAUAUCCAUAGGAAAAAGACUUGAUAAUAAUAUAAAGCAAAAUCCCAAAGGCCAGUUACCGAGUCUGAAAGAAUCAACUAUAAAAUCUUCGCCAGUGGAAACUAAAACUGAAGACACAAAAGAAAAAAUACGGAUUUCAAAAAGAGAUAUUGAAAUAGACAUAAAGGAAUUCAAUAAAAAAUCAAAAGAUGAAAUUUCAGAAAUUACACCAUCUGACGUCAAAGCACCCAAGGUGGACAUCAGCCUACCCUCCAUCGACGUCACCCUUCCACAGGCCGGCCUCGACCUGCAGGCGCCCGAGGCCACUCUUAGCCUUGAAGGAGAAGCCAAGGUCCCAGAGAAAGAGGCCGGCAAGACCAAGGACGGCAAGUUCAAGAUGCCCAAGUUCGGCAUGCCUUCCUUUGGCUGGUCCAGCAGCAAAGAGGCCAAGGGCACAGUGGCUGCAGAGGUGGACGUCAGUCUCCAGGAGCCUCAAGUGACGGUGCCUUCCGGGGCCACCGAAGUGGAAGUGAGCCUGGCCGCAGCCGAUAUCCAAGCGCCCAGUGUGGAGGUGACCGUCGAGGCGGCCCCAGCUGCAGCAGAGGGUGAGAAAGGCCGAUUCAAGAUGCCCGACGUCAAGAUGCCCAGCGUCAAGCUGCCCAAAGUCAAAGCUCCCCAGGCGCAGGUCAGCCUGCCCAAGGCCGAGGUGUCGCUGCCCAAAGGCCAGGAGGGCGAAGUCGCCCUGCAGGGGCCCGAGGCCGAAGCCAGCCUGGAGGUGGCCGCUGGCAAAGCUGAGGGCGGCGGCAUGAAAAUACACAUGCCCAAAGUCAAGGUGCCCAGCGUGGUCUUCUCUAAGCCCACCGUCAAGUCUCCCAAACUGGAUGCGGACGUCAGCCUCCCACAGGCGGAGCUGAAGGCCGCUGACGCCGACAUCACCGUCACGGCCCCCGACGUCACGCUGCCCUCCGUCGAAGGCUCCCUCGAGAUCCAGGCGCCUGACACAGACCUCAAAGCGCCCUCCGCCGAGGGCAAGCUUGAGCUGGAAGGCUCGGGUCUGAAAGGCAAGCUCAAGAUGCCCAAGUUUGACAAGCCCAAAUUCACAGUGUCCUCCCCCAAGGCCGUGGUGCCCACAGUCGAGGUCAGUUUGCCCAGCGCAGAGGUCGACCUCCCCUCCACCACCGUGACGGCCGCAGGGGAGGGCACCGGCUUGAAGCUGGAGAAGCCCUCCCUCAAGAUGCCCAAAGCUGAGGUCAAAGCUCCCAAGGUGGACAUCAGCCUGCCCUCCGUCGACGUCACCCUUCCACAGGCCGGCCUCGACCUGCAGGCGCCCGAGGCCACCCUUAGCCUUGAAGGAGAAGCCAAGGUCCCAGAGAAAGAGGCCGGCAAGACCAAGGACGGCAAGUUCAAGAUGCCCAAGUUCGGCAUGCCUUCCUUUGGCUGGUCCAGCAGCAAAGAGGCCAAGGGCACAGUGGCCGCAGAGGUGGACGUCAGUCUCCAGGAGCAUCAAGUGACGGUGCCUUCCGGGGCCACCGAAGUGGAAGUGAGCCUGGCCGCAGCCGAUAUCCAAGCGCCCAGUGUGGAGGUGACUGUCGAGACGGCCCCAGCUGCAGCAGAGGGUGAGAAAGGCCGAUUCAAGAUGCCCGACGUCAAGAUGCCCAGCGUCAAGCUGCCCAAAGUCAAAGCUCCCCAGGCGCAGGUCAGCCUGCCCAAGGCCGAGGUGUCGCUGCCCAAAGGCCAGGAGGGCGAAGUCGCCCUGCAGGGGCCCGAGGCCGAAGCCAGCCUGGAGGUGGCCGCUGGCAAAGCUGAGGGCGGCGGCAUGAAAAUACACAUGCCCAAAGUCAAGGUGCCCAGCGUGGUCUUCUCUAAGCCCACCGUCAAGUCUCCCAAACUGGAUGCGGACGUCAGCCUCCCACAGGCGGAGCUGAAGGCCGCUGACGCCGACAUCACCGUCACGGCCCCCGACGUCACGCUGCCCUCCGUCGAAGGCUCCCUCGAGAUCCAGGCGCCUGACACAGACCUCAAAGCGCCCUCCGCCGAGGGCAAGCUCGAGCUGGAAGGCUCGGGUCUGAAAGGCAAGCUCAAGAUGCCCAAGUUUGACAAGCCCAAAUUCACAGUGUCCUCCCCCAAGGCCGUGGCGCCCACAGUCGAGGUCAGUUUGCCCAGCGCAGAGGUCGACCUCCCCUCCACCACCGUGACGGCCGCAGGGGAGGGCACCGGCUUGAAGCUGGAGAAGCCCUCCCUCAAGAUGCCCAAAGCUGAGGUCAAAGCUCCCAAGGUGGACAUCAGCCUGCCCUCCGUCGACGUCACCCUUCCACAGGCCGGCCUCGACCUGCAGGCGCCCGAGGCCACCCUUAGCCUUGAAGGAGAAGCCAAGGUCCCAGAGAAAGAGGCCGGCAAGACCAAGGACGGCAAGUUCAAGAUGCCCAAGUUCGGCAUGCCUUCCUUUGGCUGGUCCAGCAGCAAAGAGGCCAAGGGCACAGUGGCCGCAGAGGUGGACGUCAGUCUCCAGGAGCCUCAAGUGACGGUGCCUUCCGGGGCCACCGAAGUGGAAGUGAGCCUGGCCGCAGCCGAUAUCCAAGCGCCCAGUGUGGAGGUGGCCGUCGAGACGGCCCCAGCUGCAGCAGAGGGUGAGAAAGGCCGAUUCAAGAUGCCCGACGUCAAGAUGCCCAGCGUCAAGCUGCCCAAAGUCAAAGCUCCCCAGGCGCAGGUCAGCCUGCCCAAGGCCGAGGUGUCGCUGCCCAAAGGCCAGGAGGGCGAAGUCGCCCUGCAGGGGCCCGAGGCCGAAGCCAGCCUGGAGGUGGCCGCUGGCAAAGCUGAGGGCGGCGGCAUGAAAAUACACAUGCCCAAAGUCAAGGUGCCCAGCGUGGUCUUCUCUAAGCCCACCGUCAAGUCUCCCAAACUGGAUGCGGACGUCAGCCUCCCACAGGCGGAGCUGAAGGCCGCUGACGCCGACAUCACCGUCACGGCCCCCGACGUCACGCUGCCCUCUGUCGAAGGCUCCCUCGAGAUCCAGGCGCCUGACACAGACCUCAAAGCGCCCUCCGCUGAGGGCAAGCUCGAGCUGGAAGGCUCGGGUCUGAAAGGCAAGCUCAAGAUGCCCAAGUUUGACAAGCCCAAAUUCACAGUGUCCUCCCCCAAGGCCGUGGCGCCCACAGUCGAGGUCAGUUUGCCCAGCGCAGAGGUCGACCUCCCCUCCACCACCGUGACGGCCGCAGGGGAGGGCACCGGCUUGAAGCUGGAGAAGCCCUCCCUCAAGAUGCCCAAAGCUGAGGUCAAAGCUCCCAAGGUGGACAUCAGCCUGCCCUCCGUCGACGUCACCCUUCCACAGGCCGGCCUCGACCUGCAGGCGCCCGAGGCCACCCUUAGCCUUGAAGGAGAAGCCAAGGUCCCAGAGAAGGAGGCCGGCAAGACCAAGGACGGCAAGUUCAAGAUGCCCAAGUUCGGCAUGCCUUCCUUUGGCUGGUCCAGCAGCAAAGAGGCCAAGGGCACAGUGGCCGCAGAGGUGGACGUCAGUCUCCAGGAGCCUCAAGUGACGGUGCCUUCCGGGGCCACCGAAGUGGAAGUGAGCCUGGCCGCAGCCGAUAUCCAAGCGCCCAGUGUGGAGGUGACUGUCGAGACGGCCCCAGCUGCAGCAGAGGGUGAGAAAGGCCGAUUCAAGAUGCCCGACGUCAAGAUGCCCAGCGUCAAGCUGCCCAAAGUCAAAGCUCCCCAGGCGCAGGUCAGCCUGCCCAAGGCCGAGGUGUCGCUGCCCAAAGGCCAGGAGGGCGAAGUCGCCCUGCAGGGGCCCGAGGCCGAAGCCAGCCUGGAGGUGGCCGCUGGCAAAGCUGAGGGCGGCGGCAUGAAAAUACACAUGCCCAAAGUCAAGGUGCCCAGCGUGGUCUUCUCUAAGCCCACCGUCAAGUCUCCCAAACUGGAUGCGGACGUCAGCCUCCCACAGGCGGAGCUGAAGGCCGCUGACGCCGACAUCACCGUCACGGCCCCCGACGUCACGCUGCCCUCCGUCGAAGGCUCCCUCGAGAUCCAGGCGCCUGACACAGACCUCAAAGCGCCCUCCGCCGAGGGCAAGCUCGAGCUGGAAGGCUCGGGUCUGAAAGGCAAGCUCAAGAUGCCCAAGUUUGACAAGCCCAAAUUCACAGUGUCCUCCCCCAAGGCCGUGGCGCCCACAGUCGAGGUCAGUUUGCCCAGCGCAGAGGUCGACCUCCCCUCCACCACCGUGACGGCCGCAGGGGAGGGCACCGGCUUGAAGCUGGAGAAGCCCUCCCUCAAGAUGCCCAAAGCUGAGGUCAAAGCUCCCAAGGUGGACAUCAGCCUGCCCUCCGUCGACGUCACCCUUCCACAGGCCGGCCUCGACCUGCAGGCGCCCGAGGCCACCCUUAGCCUUGAAGGAGAAGCCAAGGUCCCAGAGAAAGAGGCCGGCAAGACCAAGGACGGCAAGUUCAAGAUGCCCAAGUUCGGCAUGCCUUCCUUUGGCUGGUCCAGCAGCAAAGAGGCCAAGGGCACAGUGGCCGCAGAGGUGGACGUCAGUCUCCAGGAGCCUCAAGUGACGGUGCCUUCCGGGGCCACCGAAGUGGAAGUGAGCCUGGCCGCAGCCGAUAUCCAAGCGCCCAGUGUGGAGGUGACUGUCGAGGCGGCCCCAGCUGCAGCAGAGGGUGAGAAAGGCCGAUUCAAGAUGCCCGACGUCAAGAUGCCCAGCGUCAAGCUGCCCAAAGUCAAAGCUCCCCAGGCGCAGGUCAGCCUGCCCAAGGCCGAGGUGUCGCUGCCCAAAGGCCAGGAGGGCGAAGUCGCCCUGCAGGGGCCCGAGGCCGAAGCCAGCCUGGAGGUGGCCGCUGGCAAAGCUGAGGGCGGCGGCAUGAAAAUACACAUGCCCAAAGUCAAGGUGCCCAGCGUGGUCUUCUCUAAGCCCACCGUCAAGUCUCCCAAACUGGAUGCGGACGUCAGCCUCCCACAGGCGGAGCUGAAGGCCGCUGACGCCGACAUCACCGUCACGGCCCCCGACGUCACGCUGCCCUCCGUCGAAGGCUCCCUCGAGAUCCAGGCGCCUGACACAGACCUCAAAGCGCCCUCCGCCGAGGGCAAGCUCGAGCUGGAAGGCUCGGGUCUGAAAGGCAAGCUCAAGAUGCCCAAGUUUGACAAGCCCAAAUUCACAGUGUCCUCCCCCAAGGCCGUGGCGCCCACAGUCGAGGUCAGUUUGCCCAGCGCAGAGGUCGACCUCCCCUCCACCACCGUGACGGCCGCAGGGGAGGGCACCGGCUUGAAGCUGGAGAAGCCCUCCCUCAAGAUGCCCAAAGCUGAGGUCAAAGCUCCCAAGGUGGACAUCAGCCUGCCCUCCGUCGACGUCACCCUUCCACAGGCCGGCCUCGACCUGCAGGCGCCCGAGGCCACCCUUAGCCUUGAAGGAGAAGCCAAGGUCCCAGAGAAAGAGGCCGGCAAGACCAAGGACGGCAAGUUCAAGAUGCCCAAGUUCGGCAUGCCUUCCUUUGGCUGGUCCAGCAGCAAAGAGGCCAAGGGCACAGUGGCCGCAGAGGUGGACGUCAGUCUCCAGGAGCCUCAAGUGACGGUGCCUUCCGGGGCCACCGAAGUGGAAGUGAGCCUGGCCGCAGCCGAUAUCCAAGCGCCCAGUGUGGAGGUGACUGUCGAGGCGGCCCCAGCUGCAGCAGAGGGUGAGAAAGGCCGAUUCAAGAUGCCCGACGUCAAGAUGCCCAGCGUCAAGCUGCCCAAAGUCAAAGCUCCCCAGGCGCAGGUCAGCCUGCCCAAGGCCGAGGUGUCGCUGCCCAAAGGCCAGGAGGGCGAAGUCGCCCUGCAGGGGCCCGAGGCCGAAGCCAGCCUGGAGGUGGCCGCUGGCAAAGCUGAGGGCGGCGGCAUGAAAAUACACAUGCCCAAAGUCAAGGUGCCCAGCGUGGUCUUCUCUAAGCCCACCGUCAAGUCUCCCAAACUGGAUGCGGACGUCAGCCUCCCACAGGCGGAGCUGAAGGCCGCUGACGCCGACAUCACCGUCACGGCCCCCGACGUCACGCUGCCCUCCGUCGAAGGCUCCCUCGAGAUCCAGGCGCCUGACACAGACCUCAAAGCGCCCUCCGCCGAGGGCAAGCUCGAGCUGGAAGGCUCGGGUCUGAAAGGCAAGCUCAAGAUGCCCAAGUUUGACAAGCCCAAAUUCACAGUGUCCUCCCCCAAGGCCGUGGCGCCCACAGUCGAGGUCAGUUUGCCCAGCGCAGAGGUCGACCUCCCCUCCACCACCGUGACGGCCGCAGGGGAGGGCACCGGCUUGAAGCUGGAGAAGCCCUCCCUCAAGAUGCCCAAAGCUGAGGUCAAAGCUCCCAAGGUGGACAUCAGCCUGCCCUCCGUCGACGUCACCCUUCCACAGGCCGGCCUCGACCUGCAGGCGCCCGAGGCCACCCUUAGCCUUGAAGGAGAAGCCAAGGUCCCAGAGAAAGAGGCCGGCAAGACCAAGGACGGCAAGUUCAAGAUGCCCAAGUUCGGCAUGCCUUCCUUUGGCUGGUCCAGCAGCAAAGAGGCCAAGGGCACAGUGGCCGCAGAGGUGGACGUCAGUCUCCAGGAGCCUCAAGUGACGGUGCCUUCCGGGGCCACCGAAGUGGAAGUGAGCCUGGCCGCAGCCGAUAUCCAAGCGCCCAGUGUGGAGGUGACUGUCGAGACGGCCCCAGCUGCAGCAGAGGGUGAGAAAGGCCGAUUCAAGAUGCCCGACGUCAAGAUGCCCAGCGUCAAGCUGCCCAAAGUCAAAGCUCCCCAGGCGCAGGUCAGCCUGCCCAAGGCCGAGGUGUCGCUGCCCAAAGGCCAGGAGGGCGAAGUCGCCCUGCAGGGGCCCGAGGCCGAAGCCAGCCUGGAGGUGGCCGCUGGCAAAGCUGAGGGCGGCGGCAUGAAAAUACACAUGCCCAAAGUCAAGGUGCCCAGCGUGGUCUUCUCUAAGCCCACCGUCAAGUCUCCCAAACUGGAUGCGGACGUCAGCCUCCCACAGGCGGAGCUGAAGGCCGCUGACGCCGACAUCACCGUCACGGCCCCCGACGUCACGCUGCCCUCCGUCGAAGGCUCCCUCGAGAUCCAGGCGCCUGACACAGACCUCAAAGCGCCCUCCGCCGAGGGCAAGCUCGAGCUGGAAGGCUCGGGUCUGAAAGGCAAGCUCAAGAUGCCCAAGUUUGACAAGCCCAAAUUCACAGUGUCCUCCCCCAAGGCCGUGGCGCCCACAGUCGAGGUCAGUUUGCCCAGCGCAGAGGUCGACCUCCCCUCCACCACCGUGACGGCCGCAGGGGAGGGCACCGGCUUGAAGCUGGAGAAGCCCUCCCUCAAGAUGCCCAAAGCUGAGGUCAAAGCUCCCAAGGUGGACAUCAGCCUGCCCUCCGUCGACGUCACCCUUCCACAGGCCGGCCUCGACCUGCAGGCGCCCGAGGCCACCCUUAGCCUUGAAGGAGAAGCCAAGGUCCCAGAGAAGGAGGCCGGCAAGACCAAGGACGGCAAGUUCAAGAUGCCCAAGUUCGGCAUGCCUUCCUUUGGCUGGUCCAGCAGCAAAGAGGCCAAGGGCACAGUGGCCGCAGAGGUGGACGUCAGUCUCCAGGAGCCUCAAGUGACGGUGCCUUCCGGGGCCACCGAAGUGGAAGUGAGCCUGGCCGCAGCCGAUAUCCAAGCGCCCAGUGUGGAGGUGACCGUCGAGACGGCCCCAGCUGCAGCAGAGGGUGAGAAAGGCCGAUUCAAGAUGCCCGACGUCAAGAUGCCCAGCGUCAAGCUGCCCAAAGUCAAAGCUCCCCAGGCGCAGGUCAGCCUGCCCAAGGCCGAGGUGUCGCUGCCCAAAGGCCAGGAGGGCGAAGUCGCCCUGCAGGGGCCCGAGGCCGAAGCCAGCCUGGAGGUGGCCGCUGGCAAAGCUGAGGGCGGCGGCAUGAAAAUACACAUGCCCAAAGUCAAGGUGCCCAGCGUGGUCUUCUCUAAGCCCACCGUCAAGUCUCCCAAACUGGAUGCGGACGUCAGCCUCCCACAGGCGGAGCUGAAGGCCGCUGACGCCGACAUCACCGUCACGGCCCCCGACGUCACGCUGCCCUCCGUCGAAGGCUCCCUCGAGAUCCAGGCGCCUGACACAGACCUCAAAGCGCCCUCCGCCGAGGGCAAGCUCGAGCUGGAAGGCUCGGGUCUGAAAGGCAAGCUCAAGAUGCCCAAGUUUGACAAGCCCAAAUUCACAGUGUCCUCCCCCAAGGCCGUGGCGCCCACAGUCGAGGUCAGUUUGCCCAGCGCAGAGGUCGACCUCCCCUCCACCACCGUGACGGCCGCAGGGGAGGGCACCGGCUUGAAGCUGGAGAAGCCCUCCCUCAAGAUGCCCAAAGCUGAGGUCAAAGCUCCCAAGGUGGACAUCAGCCUGCCCUCCGUCGACGUCACCCUUCCACAGGCCGGCCUCGACCUGCAGGCGCCCGAGGCCACCCUUAGCCUUGAAGGAGAAGCCAAGGUCCCAGAGAAAGAGGCCGGCAAGACCAAGGACGGCAAGUUCAAGAUGCCCAAGUUCGGCAUGCCUUCCUUUGGCUGGUCCAGCAGCAAAGAGGCCAAGGGCACAGUGGCCGCAGAGGUGGACGUCAGUCUCCAGGAGCCUCAAGUGACGGUGCCUUCCGGGGCCACCGAAGUGGAAGUGAGCCUGGCCGCAGCCGAUAUCCAAGCGCCCAGUGUGGAGGUGACUGUCGAGACGGCCCCAGCUGCAGCAGAGGGUGAGAAAGGCCGAUUCAAGAUGCCCGACGUCAAGAUGCCCAGCGUCAAGCUGCCCAAAGUCAAAGCUCCCCAGGCGCAGGUCAGCCUGCCCAAGGCCGAGGUGUCGCUGCCCAAAGGCCAGGAGGGCGAAGUCGCCCUGCAGGGGCCCGAGGCCGAAGCCAGCCUGGAGGUGGCCGCUGGCAAAGCUGAGGGCGGCGGCAUGAAAAUACACAUGCCCAAAGUCAAGGUGCCCAGCGUGGUCUUCUCUAAGCCCACCGUCAAGUCUCCCAAACUGGAUGCGGACGUCAGCCUCCCACAGGCGGAGCUGAAGGCCGCUGACGCCGACAUCACCGUCACGGCCCCCGACGUCACGCUGCCCUCCGUCGAAGGCUCCCUCGAGAUCCAGGCGCCUGACACAGACCUCAAAGCGCCCUCCGCCGAGGGCAAGCUCGAGCUGGAAGGCUCGGGUCUGAAAGGCAAGCUCAAGAUGCCCAAGUUUGACAAGCCCAAAUUCACAGUGUCCUCCCCCAAGGCCGUGGCGCCCACAGUCGAGGUCAGUUUGCCCAGCGCAGAGGUCGACCUCCCCUCCACCACCGUGACGGCCGCAGGGGAGGGCACCGGCUUGAAGCUGGAGAAGCCCUCCCUCAAGAUGCCCAAAGCUGAGGUCAAAGCUCCCAAGGUGGACAUCAGCCUGCCCUCCGUCGACGUCACCCUUCCACAGGCCGGCCUCGACCUGCAGGCGCCCGAGGCCACCCUUAGCCUUGAAGGAGAAGCCAAGGUCCCAGAGAAAGAGGCCGGCAAGACCAAGGACGGCAAGUUCAAGAUGCCCAAGUUCGGCAUGCCUUCCUUUGGCUGGUCCAGCAGCAAAGAGGCCAAGGGCACAGUGGCCGCAGAGGUGGACGUCAGUCUCCAGGAGCCUCAAGUGACGGUGCCUUCCGGGGCCACCGAAGUGGAAGUGAGCCUGGCCGCAGCCGAUAUCCAAGCGCCCAGUGUGGAGGUGACUGUCGAGACGGCCCCAGCUGCAGCAGAGGGUGAGAAAGGCCGAUUCAAGAUGCCCGACGUCAAGAUGCCCAGCGUCAAGCUGCCCAAAGUCAAAGCUCCCCAGGCGCAGGUCAGCCUGCCCAAGGCCGAGGUGUCGCUGCCCAAAGGCCAGGAGGGCGAAGUCGCCCUGCAGGGGCCCGAGGCCGAAGCCAGCCUGGAGGUGGCCGCUGGCAAAGCUGAGGGCGGCGGCAUGAAAAUACACAUGCCCAAAGUCAAGGUGCCCAGCGUGGUCUUCUCUAAGCCCACCGUCAAGUCUCCCAAACUGGAUGCGGACGUCAGCCUCCCACAGGCGGAGCUGAAGGCCGCUGACGCCGACAUCACCGUCACGGCCCCCGACGUCACGCUGCCCUCCGUCGAAGGCUCCCUCGAGAUCCAGGCGCCUGACACAGACCUCAAAGCGCCCUCCGCCGAGGGCAAGCUCGAGCUGGAAGGCUCGGGUCUGAAAGGCAAGCUCAAGAUGCCCAAGUUUGACAAGCCCAAAUUCACAGUGUCCUCCCCCAAGGCCGUGGCGCCCACAGUCGAGGUCAGUUUGCCCAGCGCAGAGGUCGACCUCCCCUCCACCACCGUGACGGCCGCAGGGGAGGGCACCGGCUUGAAGCUGGAGAAGCCCUCCCUCAAGAUGCCCAAAGCUGAGGUCAAAGCUCCCAAGGUGGACAUCAGCCUGCCCUCCGUCGACGUCACCCUUCCACAGGCCGGCCUCGACCUGCAGGCGCCCGAGGCCACCCUUAGCCUUGAAGGAGAAGCCAAGGUCCCAGAGAAAGAGGCCGGCAAGACCAAGGACGGCAAGUUCAAGAUGCCCAAGUUCGGCAUGCCUUCCUUUGGCUGGUCCAGCAGCAAAGAGGCCAAGGGCACAGUGGCCGCAGAGGUGGACGUCAGUCUCCAGGAGCCUCAAGUGACGGUGCCUUCCGGGGCCACCGAAGUGGAAGUGAGCCUGGCCGCAGCCGAUAUCCAAGCGCCCAGUGUGGAGGUGACUGUCGAGACGGCCCCAGCUGCAGCAGAGGGUGAGAAAGGCCGAUUCAAGAUGCCCGACGUCAAGAUGCCCAGCGUCAAGCUGCCCAAAGUCAAAGCUCCCCAGGCGCAGGUCAGCCUGCCCAAGGCCGAGGUGUCGCUGCCCAAAGGCCAGGAGGGCGAAGUCGCCCUGCAGGGGCCCGAGGCCGAAGCCAGCCUGGAGGUGGCCGCUGGCAAAGCUGAGGGCGGCGGCAUGAAAAUACACAUGCCCAAAGUCAAGGUGCCCAGCGUGGUCUUCUCUAAGCCCACCGUCAAGUCUCCCAAACUGGAUGCGGACGUCAGCCUCCCACAGGCGGAGCUGAAGGCCGCUGACGCCGACAUCACCGUCACGGCCCCCGACGUCACGCUGCCCUCCGUCGAAGGCUCCCUCGAGAUCCAGGCGCCUGACACAGACCUCAAAGCGCCCUCCGCCGAGGGCAAGCUCGAGCUGGAAGGCUCGGGUCUGAAAGGCAAGCUCAAGAUGCCCAAGUUUGACAAGCCCAAAUUCACAGUGUCCUCCCCCAAGGCCGUGGCGCCCACAGUCGAGGUCAGUUUGCCCAGCGCAGAGGUCGACCUCCCCUCCACCACCGUGACGGCCGCAGGGGAGGGCACCGGCUUGAACGCAGAGGUCGACCUCCCCUCCACCACCGUGACGGCCGCAGGGGAGGGCACCGGCUUGAAGCUGGAGAAGCCCUCCCUCAAGAUGCCCAAAGCUGAGGUCAAAGCUCCCAAGGUGGACAUCAGCCUGCCCUCCGUCGACGUCACCCUUCCACAGGCCGGCCUCGACCUGCAGGCGCCCGAGACCACCCUUAGCCUUGAAGGAGAAGCCAAGGUCCCAGAGAAGGAGGCCGGCAAGACCAAGGACGGCAAGUUCAAGAUGCCCAAGUUCGGCAUGCCUUCCUUUGGCUGGUCCAGCAGCAAAGAGGCCAAGGGCACAGUGGCCGCAGAGGUGGACGUCAGUCUCCAGGAGCCUCAAGUGACGGUGCCUUCCGGGGCCACCGAAGUGGAAGUGACCCUGGCCGCAGCCGAUAUCCAAGCGCCCAGUGUGGAGGUGGCCGUCGAGACGGCCCCAGCUGCAGCAGAGGGUGAGAAAGGCCGAUUCAAGAUGCCCGACGUCAAGAUGCCCAGCGUCAAGCUGCCCAAAGUCAAAGCUCCCCAGGCGCAGGUCAGCCUGCCCAAGGCCGAGGUGUCGCUGCCCAAAGGCCAGGAGGGCGAAGUCGCCCUGCAGGGGCCCGAGGCCGAAGCCAGCCUGGAGGUGGCCGCUGGCAAAGCUGAGGGCGGCGGCAUGAAAAUACACAUGCCCAAAGUCAAGGUGCCCAGCGUGGUCUUCUCUAAGCCCACCGUCAAGUCUCCCAAACUGGAUGCGGACGUCAGCCUCCCACAGGCGGAGCUGAAGGCCGCUGACGCCGACAUCACCGUCACGGCCCCCGACGUCACGCUGCCCUCCGUCGAAGGCUCCCUCGAGAUCCAGGCGCCUGACACAGACCUCAAAGCGCCCUCCGCCGAGGGCAAGCUCGAGCUGGAAGGCUCGGGUCUGAAAGGCAAGCUCAAGAUGCCCAAGUUUGACAAGCCCAAAUUCACAGUGUCCUCCCCCAAGGCCGUGGCGCCCACAGUCGAGGUCAGUUUGCCCAGCGCAGAGGUCGACCUCCCCUCCACCACCGUGACGGCCGCAGGGGAGGGCACCGGCUUGAAGCUGGAGAAGCCCUCCCUCAAGAUGCCCAAAGCUGAGGUCAAAGCUCCCAAGGUGGACAUCAGCCUGCCCUCCGUCGACGUCUCCCUUCCACAGGCCGGCCUCGACCUGCAGGCGCCCGAGACCACCCUUAGCCUUGAAGGAGAAGCCAAGGUCCCAGAGAAGGAGGCUGGCAAGACCAAGGACGGCAAGUUCAAGAUGCCCAAGUUCGGCAUGCCUUCCUUUGGCUGGUCCAGCAGCAAAGAGGCCAAGGGCACAGUGGCCGCAGAGGUGGACGUCAGUCUCCAGGAGCCUCAAGUGACGGUGCCUUCCGGGGCCACCGAAGUGGAAGUGACCCUGGCCGCAGCCGAUAUCCAAGCGCCCAGUGUGGAGGUGGCCGUCGAGACGGCCCCAGCUGCAGCAGAGGGUGAGAAAGGCCGAUUCAAGAUGCCCGACGUCAAGAUGCCCAGCGUCAAGCUGCCCAAAGUCAAAGCUCCCCAGGCGCAGGUCAGCCUGCCCAAGGCCGAGGUGUCGCUGCCCAAAGGCCAGGAGGGCGAAGUCGCCCUGCAGGGGCCCGAGGCCGAAGCCAGCCUGGAGGUGGCCGCUGGCAAAGCUGAGGGCGGCGGCAUGAAAAUACACAUGCCCAAAGUCAAGGUGCCCAGCGUGGUCUUCUCUAAGCCCACCGUCAAGUCUCCCAAACUGGAUGCGGACGUCAGCCUCCCACAGGCGGAGCUGAAGGCCGCUGACGCCGACAUCACCGUCACGGCCCCCGACGUCACGCUGCCCUCCGUCGAAGGCUCCCUCGAGAUCCAGGCGCCUGACACAGACCUCAAAGCGCCCUCCGCCGAGGGCAAGCUCGAGCUGGAAGGCUCGGGUCUGAAAGGCAAGCUCAAGAUGCCCAAGUUUGACAAGCCCAAAUUCACAGUGUCCUCCCCCAAGGCCGUGGCGCCCACAGUCGAGGUCAGUUUGCCCAGCGCAGAGGUCGACCUCCCCUCCACCACCGUGACGGCCGCAGGGGAGGGCACCGGCUUGAACGCAGAGGUCGACCUCCCCUCCACCACCGUGACGGCCGCAGGGGAGGGCACCGGCUUGAAGCUGGAGAAGCCCUCCCUCAAGAUGCCCAAAGCUGAGGUCAAAGCUCCCAAGGUGGACAUCAGCCUGCCCUCCGUCGACGUCACCCUUCCACAGGCCGGCCUCGACCUGCAGGCGCCCGAGACCACCCUUAGCCUUGAAGGAGAAGCCAAGGUCCCAGAGAAGGAGGCCGGCAAGACCAAGGACGGCAAGUUCAAGAUGCCCAAGUUCGGCAUGCCUUCCUUUGGCUGGUCCAGCAGCAAAGAGGCCAAGGGCACAGUGGCCGCAGAGGUGGACGUCAGUCUCCAGGAGCCUCAAGUGACGGUGCCUUCCGGGGCCACCGAAGUGGAAGUGACCCUGGCCGCAGCCGAUAUCCAAGCGCCCAGUGUGGAGGUGGCCGUCGAGACGGCCCCAGCUGCAGCAGAGGGUGAGAAAGGCCGAUUCAAGAUGCCCGACGUCAAGAUGCCCAGCGUCAAGCUGCCCAAAGUCAAAGCUCCCCAGGCGCAGGUCAGCCUGCCCAAGGCCGAGGUGUCGCUGCCCAAAGGCCAGGAGGGCGAAGUCGCCCUGCAGGGGCCCGAGGCCGAAGCCAGCCUGGAGGUGGCCGCUGGCAAAGCUGAGGGCGGCGGCAUGAAAAUACACAUGCCCAAAGUCAAGGUGCCCAGCGUGGUCUUCUCUAAGCCCACCGUCAAGUCUCCCAAACUGGAUGCGGACGUCAGCCUCCCACAGGCGGAGCUGAAGGCCGCUGACGCCGACAUCACCGUCACGGCCCCCGACGUCACGCUGCCCUCCGUCGAAGGCUCCCUCGAGAUCCAGGCGCCUGACACAGACCUCAAAGCGCCCUCCGCCGAGGGCAAGCUCGAGCUGGAAGGCUCGGGUCUGAAAGGCAAGCUCAAGAUGCCCAAGUUUGACAAGCCCAAAUUCACAGUGUCCUCCCCCAAGGCCGUGGCGCCCACAGUCGAGGUCAGUUUGCCCAGCGCAGAGGUCGACCUCCCCUCCACCACCGUGACGGCCGCAGGGGAGGGCACCGGCUUGAACGCAGAGGUCGACCUCCCCUCCACCACCGUGACGGCCGCAGGGGAGGGCACCGGCUUGAAGCUGGAGAAGCCCUCCCUCAAGAUGCCCAAAGCUGAGGUCAAAGCUCCCAAGGUGGACAUCAGCCUGCCCUCCGUCGACGUCACCCUUCCACAGGCCGGCCUCGACCUGCAGGCGCCCGAGGCCACCCUUAGCCUUGAAGGAGAAGCCAAGGUCCCAGAGAAAGAGGCCGGCAAGACCAAGGACGGCAAGUUCAAGAUGCCCAAGUUCGGCAUGCCUUCCUUUGGCUGGUCCAGCAGCAAAGAGGCCAAGGGCACAGUGGCCGCAGAGGUGGACGUCAGUCUCCAGGAGCCUCAAGUGACGGUGCCUUCCGGGGCCACCGAAGUGGAAGUGACCCUGGCCGCAGCCGAUAUCCAAGCGCCCAGUGUGGAGGUGGCCGUCGAGACGGCCCCAGCUGCAGCAGAGGGUGAGAAAGGCCGAUUCAAGAUGCCCGACGUCAAGAUGCCCAGCGUCAAGCUGCCCAAAGUCAAAGCUCCCCAGGCGCAGGUCAGCCUGCCCAAGGCCGAGGUGUCGCUGCCCAAAGGCCAGGAGGGCGAAGUCGCCCUGCAGGGGCCCGAGGCCGAAGCCAGCCUGGAGGUGGCCGCUGGCAAAGCUGAGGGCGGCGGCAUGAAAAUACACAUGCCCAAAGUCAAGGUGCCCAGCGUGGUCUUCUCUAAGCCCACCGUCAAGUCUCCCAAACUGGAUGCGGACGUCAGCCUCCCACAGGCGGAGCUGAAGGCCGCUGACGCCGACAUCACCGUCACGGCCCCCGACGUCACGCUGCCCUCCGUCGAAGGCUCCCUCGAGAUCCAGGCGCCUGACACAGACCUCAAAGCGCCCUCCGCCGAGGGCAAGCUCGAGCUGGAAGGCUCGGGUCUGAAAGGCAAGCUCAAGAUGCCCAAGUUUGACAAGCCCAAAUUCACAGUGUCCUCCCCCAAGGCCGUGGCGCCCACAGUCGAGGUCAGUUUGCCCAGCGCAGAGGUCGACCUCCCCUCCACCACUGUGACGGCCGCAGGGGAGGGCACCGGCUUGAAGCUGGAGAAGCCCUCCCUCAAGAUGCCCAAAGCUGAGGUCAAAGCUCCCAAGGUGGACAUCAGCCUGCCCUCCGUCGACGUCUCCCUUCCACAGGCCGGCCUCGACCUGCAGGCGCCCGAGGCCACCCUUAGCCUUGAAGGAGAAGCCAAGGUCCCAGAGAAGGAGGCCGGCAAGACCAAGGACGGCAAGUUCAAGAUGCCCAAGUUCGGCAUGCCUUCCUUUGGCUGGUCCAGCAGCAAAGAGGCCAAGGGCACAGUGGCUGCAGAGGUGGACGUCAGUCUCCAGGAGCCUCAAGUGACAAUGCCGUCAGCAAUGGCUGAGGUGGACAUGACAUUUUCUGACUCUGAGAUCCAAGCACCCAGUUUUGACGUUUCCCUAGAUCCUUCUGUUUGUAAAGAGGUGGAUGUUGGUAAAUCUAAAACUUCUCUAUUUAGAAUGCCUAAAAUUUCUCUUUCUAAAACUUUCAAACCUCAUGCACAAAGCCAGUCUGGAUCUGAUGUUUCUGUUUCAGAAACUCUUUGUUAUUCUUUAACAGGGGAAACUUCUGAUGUUUCUCAGAGUGUUGAACCUAAACUUUUUCCUGACGUUAAGGAAGAGAGUGUCUCUAAAAGUACCAAAUUCAGAAUUCCUAGCAUUGGUUUUUCUAAAUGUGAAGUGACUUCAUCUAAAAUUGAUCUGGAGUCCUCAUUACAAAAGGGGGAUAUUACUCUUACUAAAUACCAAAUUAAUUCCCCAGAAUCAAAAAUAGCAACUCCUGCUGAUGAAAAUCUUUCAGAUUUUGAAAUUUUAUGUGAUGAUGGUUCUGAGGAGCAAGGAGGUAUUAAGCUAGAGGGCAAAACCACUUCUGCUGAAAUAUCUUUGUUUGACACAGAGGUCACAGUUAAUAUUCCUAAAUUCCGAAAACCAAAAUUCAGAAUUCGAGCUAAGGAAAAAGCAUCUGAAAGUGACAUUGGUUCCAGCAUGGAAUCUGAAAUUUCCAAGGGGAGGAUAAAAUCUGAUAUGACUGAUCCUGAUAUUGAAAAAUCAGCUCAAAUCUCUGAUGCCCAACUUGGUUUAAAGCCUUCACUUGAAGUUGUUCUGGAUGCACCAGCAAUGGAUCCAAAUCUCUCAUCCAUGGAGGUUACCUUGCCGAACUUAGAAGCAGAAAUCCAUGGCCCAGUUUUAGAGUGCAAGGCAGAACAGGAAGUUGUUACAGGAGAGAAGGGUACUGAGGAGAAAGAAAACAAAUUUAAAUCAUCAAAAUUCAAACUGCCUUCAUUUAGGUGGUCACCAAAGAAAGAAGCUAUUGCUCCUUCUCAUGUUGAGGAACAUCUGGAAGGACGCACUUUGUCUACCUUAUCUGGAGACAUGGGAUCUGAAUUAACUUUUCCUACUCCUGAGAAUCAAUACCUUAAUGAAGAAUUUGAUACAACAGAAAAAGAUGGUGAAAAGGCCAAAACCAAGAAGUCCCAAUUUACCAUGCCAAAGAUCUCAUUCCCUAAAAUUAAGGGUCAGAAAGUACAGGUCUCUCUGCCUGUACUGGAAACUGAUGUUUCUGGACCCAAACAAGAAAUAGAAGGUGUUUCUGUUCAGAAAUCUGAGAAAGGAAGUAGUGGAGAAGGGGCAGGACUGGGCAUAGAAGUGCCUAAAGUUACAGUCCCAACUUUGGAAUUUUCCAAACCAGAAGCCAAAGCUCCCAAAAUAGAGAUGGAUAUUAGCAUGCCUACAGGUGAGGUCAAAGUUCCUACCUGUGAAGGAGAUGAGCUGACACUGAAAUCAGCUGCUGCUAAUGCCAGCCUCUCCACCUCAGAUAUUAAGAUGAUACCUGAAGGUUCACUUGAGGUGAAGAGUCCUGACAUAACUGUUGAAGGAACAUCAAGUGAAAUUGCUGUGUGUGAUGUAGACAUAAAAGCUGAAGGUUCUGAAGGAAAACCAAAAAUGUCUAAGUUCCAAAUGCCAAAGGUAGGAAUUACACUUUCUAAAGGAAAAGGGUCAGAAAAGGAUGUUGGCCAAUCCAAACCAGAAGUAAAGGUUCCCCAACUAAAAGCAACAGUAGAAAUAUCUGACAUAGCUGUUGAAGCACCCGACUUGAAGGUGGAAUGUGGCAUAGAAACAGGGACUUACAGUCCUGAAACCAAAAUUACCAAAACUGACAGUAAGACAUCAGAGGCUGAUGUUCACCUCCCAUCAGCUGACAUUCCUAUUCCAAAAACAGACAGUGAUAUUCAAGAUUCAGAUGCAGCAGUAAAGAUCAAGGGGGAAAUAAAGCAAGAUGGAGAUGGAGAAGAGAAAGAAGGACAUUUCAAAAUGCCCAAAUUCAAACUUCCAUCCUUCAGUUGGUCACCAAAGAAGGAAGCAAGUGUUAAAUCUGAUUCUGGAGCAAAUUUGGAAGACCAAAAACUUGCUGUCGUGUCAAGCAGAAUAGACACAGAAGUGAAAGGUACUACAACUGAUGAUCAAUGUAGUGGGCCAGACCUUGAUCUGGAAAUAUCUGCAGGAAAAGUUGAACAAAAAAGCCCCAUUAAAAAGCCUCAAUUUGUCAUGCCUAAAAUUUCACUCUCCAAGAUCAAGGUUCCAAAAUCUCAGUCUCAGUCACCAAAAGUUGAAGCUGAUGCUACUCUUCUUAAAAGAGAAAUAGAGGGUGAUGAUUCAAUUAAGAUACCUGAUAUAGAAAAAAGUCAUCCUGAAGGGACUAAAGAAGGGGCACAAAUCAGCAUAAAACUGGCUGACACUACGGUCCACACUCUGGAGUUUUCCAGAGUAGAAACUGAAGCCUCUAACACUGAAAUAAUAGUCAGCUCAGCAAAGACUGAUGCUUCUUUGACUCCCUCAGAGGGGAGUUUUCAACAGGUUGACUUAAAAAUAAGUUCUACCAAUGAAGGUAACAUUCAAAAAACAGGUACUAAGCUCCCCAAAGGAGAAGCUUCAGUUGAUUUGAAGAGCCCUGAUAUGUUAACAGGAAACUCAUCAGUUGUGGAUGGAAGAAAAAUGAAAUUGGAAGGUCCUGAAGGGAAGAUUAAAAUGCCCAAAUUCCAGAAGACAAAGUUUGGAAUCUCCCGCACAAAAGGGAAAGUCCCAGAGACAGAGAUCAGCUCUCCAAAAAUAGAAACUGAGCCACCCCAACUGAGAACAACAAAUGAAAUUGCUGACAUUGCUGUGGAAGUUCCAGCAUCAGAACUUACAUCUGAUAUGUCAGAUCCUGGAGUAGUUGAUGGUAAGAUAAAAACAUCCCAAGCUCUGACGGGUGGCACUGAAGAUGCAAAGGUAGACAUAAGCACCCAGUCAGUGCCUAAACCAAAAACAGAGAGAGUUACUGAGAGUCUUGGGGAGAAGGAAAUCAAAUUAAAAGAACGUGAAAUAAAAGCUGAAGAAGUUCAGACUGAAGAACACCAGGGAUGGUUUAAAAUGCCAAAAUUCAGAAUACCUGCAUUUGGCAGGUCAUCCUUAAAGGAAAAAAAAAGUGAUGCUGAUAUUGAAAGAAGUAUGGAAAAAGCUCAGGCAACUACUCCUUCUGCUAAAGUACAAACUGAAACAAGCGUCCCUGAAAAUAUCUUCUCAUUACCACAUGCAGUUGCUGAAAUUACUAUUGGAAAAGAAGGGAUUCAAAAAUUAGGAGAUUCUAUGAAGAGUUCUAAUGUUAGCUUGCCAAAGAUUGAAGGAGAUAUUUCAUUAUCCACAGAAAGAACAGAUAGUAGAGUUAGUAUUCAAAAAACUGAAACUUACACAGAUGUAGUUAAGUGCAGUGCUGAAGGACAUACUUCAGAAAUCACAGUGUCUGCAGCAGAAUUGUCUAAAUCAUACCCAAGUUCAGAAACUGACAAGGACGAGAGUUCAACAAAUAGGUUUCCUACAUGUACUCUGACAUUUCCAGAGCAUAAAGGCAAAUCACAGGAUAUAAAUGUCCAAAAGGUAGAAAAUUCCAUGAAAUUAGAGACAUCAGAGGUAGAAUGCAAACCAUCAUUAGCUGAAAUUACUCUGGAUGCAACACAGAAGAAAAUAGAUGUUAGUCUUCCAAAGGAAGAGCUAGAUUCUCAAAAUAAAGAGGCAGCAAUUAAAAAAGGAAAGAUAAAGGGUGAGGUGAAAAUCAUAGGAAAAGACAGUGAAGAAAGUCAGUUAAAAAGGACUAUGUGUGAAUGGUCUACAACAGAAGGAUUGGAAGAUGGUACUUACGUUACUGCUAAACUGGAAGAUCUAAAGGUAGAAGUUCCAACAGUGAAGACGGAUGUUAAAAUUACUGGAGUAGAUCCUGAAAUGAAAUUUCGCGUGAAAAGUGUUGAAAAGGAUACGUCUGCAGGAGUGGAAGUGCAAGUAGAAGACAGAGCAGAAAUAAGUAGAAUUAAAGCAUACAAGUUUAAGAUUCCAAGAUUUGGAAUGUUGCAUUCUGAAACCAAGGGGUUUGAAGAUGAUACCGAUUUGCCAAAGUCAGAAGCUGAUUCAGCACCUAAAAGUGAAAGAGGCACAGCAGAAAUGCAGUUACAAAAACCAGAAGGAUGGAUUGGCCUGAAAAGUCCAGCUCUAGAUCAUAUAGAAGCAUCUGCCAGAAUAACAGGGGAAACAGUGGACCAAACACAAGGUGUCCCAGAAGUAAGUGUAAGAAUUCCCAAACUAAAAAUACCAAGAUUCACUUUCAGAACUCCCCCAAUUGAAGCUGAUGUUUUACUGUCAAAAGUUGUAACAGAUCCAAAGGGAUCUAGUACUGACAUUGAAAUAGUGCAACUGCCAGCAAGCUCUGCUAUCCCUGAAGAAACAUCAGGAGCUGUAGAGGGGGGUAUUCAAAAAGCAAAAAGCAAAAUUUUAACACUGACUGAGCCUGACAUAAAAACAGCACAAAUGACAGCUACCAUUGAGUCCUCCCUUUCAAGUCCAGGGCAAGACAUUCAUUGGUCUUAUAUAGAGGGCCAAGAAGUAAGUGAAAAAGUAGAAACUGAACGUGUUGCUAUUGAGCGGUGUGAGAUUUACACUACUGAAAUACUGAAAGAAUCAGAGAUUCUGUCAUCAGAGGUCAAAACUGCUACUUUGGGAUUCUCAUUGCUCAAGGCCAAGUUGCCUGAAUCACACAGUGAUUUAGACAUGCUGGUCCAGCAGCCAUCUCCAACAGGAGAUGCAUUAGUGAGAAAACCUACAGGUGGUGGUGAAAGCUUUGGAGUAGCAGCACAGAGACCUGGCAGUUCUGAGCUUAAACUAUCUGACAAACCACACUGUGAGUCUGAAGAAUCUAGAGGAAAAGUAAGUUUGUCAAAGUUAAAAACAUCUGCUGCUGAAGUAAAGGGUCCCAGUAAACUUGAAGAGAGUUUUCCUGAUAAAUCACCAGAGGGAGUAACUGCAGCUCCUCUCUCUGAAGAUGAAGAUGUAGUUGAAGCAGUGGAAGGUGAAGAAAAAGACAUAACCAAUGAGAAAGAAAAGACUGAUAGUAAAAGGUCUCCUGGAAGAUUUAAGUUUUGGCUUCCAAGUAUUGGCUUUUCAGCUUCUGGGGAAGAAGCAAGCACAGAUGCAAAAGCAGAAAUAAAAAAAUCAGUUCCAGAAGAUGUGAAACCUGCUGACACAUCAGAUGAUUCCUCUAAGCAGAGUGAAAAAACUGGAUGGUUUAGAUUUCCCAAGCUUGGUUUCACAUCUCCCUCCAAAAAGGCUAAGUCUGUUGACAAAGAAGAGGUGGGUCAUAAAGAGGGGAGACUCUCAGAUGAAGAUAGCCCAACAGAUAAGCCAGAUGUGUUUUUUGAUGCACGAGAAAGCUUAUCACCUAAAGAAAUAGGAGAAGGUGAAAAAGCUGAAACUGACAGGGCCUCAUCUAUCGUGACAUCUUCAGCAAGAACUGAACUAAUAUUGUUGGAGGAAGAAAAAGACAGUAAAUCUAAUAUUGUUGGAGAUACAACCAAAUGAAGGUUGUAUUUUCUCAAUUCUCAAUGAAAACAAAAUCAUCCACGGAAGAGAAUGUUUUCCUAAUUUUCUACUAACAAAAUUAAAACCCAAGGUUGGUAUUCAUGAAAACACUUGAACAGAAUUUACUGCAUUCAAAUUUUCAAGUACAUGGACGUACUAGAUUGUACACUAAUAAAAAGAAUUAUUUCUUCAUAUCUACCCCAAAGGCAGCAAUUAUGACAGGUGCAGAUGAGCCCAUAAUUUGAGCAAAGUCUGAGUAUAUACCAGAACCAUGAAAGUAAAUCAUUGACAGGCUCAACAGUACCAAAAGAAUUGUUAAAGAGGCUUCUCAAAACCCACCAGUUAUAUUUAGAUUACAGAUUAUUUCCAGAAUGGGUUCUAAACAAGUAUUAUGAGAACUAUACUUACCUGUUUAGAUUUUGGAACUUUCUGAUCCACUUUUGCUUUGUUAUUAAAAUGUUUUUUCUUUAUUUCAGCUAAGGUAGUAUGUAUAGUCCACAAACAUUUUAAAAUAUAAAAUAAAAAUUAAAUAUUAGUGUAGAGAGACUACGCUUUGCCUCUUCAUCUCUUCUCAUUUUUUAUUAUUGUGGUGGGUCAUAUUUAGCCUUACAAUAAUUAAAAAAAAAAACCAACCAAAAACAGCAAAACCAACAGAAUAAUUUCAAGACCAAAAAACAUGUAACUCAAUCAUGUUUGUAAGAUACCAGAAUAAAACACGCUUACAAAGAAUAUUAUUCAAAUGUGGAUAAAUAAAUUUUAAUGUAUAUACUUAUGGGAUAGUUAAAUGCUUCGAAUGAUCUGCCACACUGGUGGAAUUGCUUCAGAGAUUUUCUGGGAAAGGAGGUGUAUAUAAUUAUUUGCUCCUCUGUUUAUAUUAGCGCUUCUCUCAAGUGCACAAUGAAAACCAGAGUGCAUAUGUGACAGCCUUCACAUGUACCAUUAAAACACUGUCUGUAUUCUUAAUUCACAAUAAACUCACUGUAUGAAUAAUAA
Vidua chalybeata is the source of this 24260-nucleotide messenger RNA. Its product is annotated as protein AHNAK2-like. Bases 57 to 23267 code for a protein of 7736 amino acids. Gene Ontology annotation, biological process: regulation of RNA splicing. The transcript is spliced from 7 exons. Gene Ontology annotation, cellular component: cytoplasm; nucleus; costamere. The record is from RefSeq and is a predicted model, not a curated record. Gene Ontology annotation, molecular function: protein binding. Lineage: Eukaryota; Metazoa; Chordata; Aves; Passeriformes; Viduidae.